Pelobates fuscus (common spadefoot toad) is the source of this 2878-nucleotide messenger RNA. RefSeq names its product solute carrier family 10 member 4 (gene SLC10A4). Bases 110 to 1330 code for a protein of 406 amino acids. Lineage: Eukaryota; Metazoa; Chordata; Amphibia; Anura; Pelobatidae. The record is from RefSeq and is a predicted model, not a curated record. Gene Ontology annotation, cellular component: membrane. Gene Ontology annotation, molecular function: bile acid:sodium symporter activity. Gene Ontology annotation, biological process: bile acid and bile salt transport. The transcript has 3 exons.
CUGUUGCUUGAGGAUGAGAUAGGGGCAGCCUGUCCUUCCUCCUCCCCUUCACUAGCAGUUCAUUCACAAACAAGUGGAUACAAUACACAGACACCAACACAUCAGUGGGAUGGAAAACUCAACUUCUAUGGAUAACGAAACUGAGUAUCUACAAUGGAACUCAAACGAAAGCGUAACACAAGCAACAACAGGAAUGGAUGAUAGUAGUUCUCCUGGAGAUGUCUGGACGGAUCUCAACAGCAUCACCUUAAUGUUGCAGGGGUCCAUGUCCCAGCAACUUGCCACCCCUGCUCCUUUCUGGGACACCCCGCUGAACCAUGGUCUUAGUGUUUUUGUUGGGGUGGCUCUGUGUGUCACCAUGCUGGGUCUAGGCUGCACGGUGGAGGUCUCCCAGAUAGGGGAGCAGCUAAGGAGACCUAUUGGGGUUCUUCUGGCAGCUAUCAGCCAAUUUGUCCUAAUGCCACUGGUGGCUUUCCUCUUGGCUUUGAUCUUCUCUCUGAAUGAAGUGGCAGCAGUUGCUGUGCUGCUGUGUGGCUGCUGUCCUGGAGGAAACCUUUCCAAUAUCAUGUCGCUUCUGGUGAAUGGCGAUAUGAACCUCAGCAUCAUCAUGACAGCAUCCUCCACACUGCUAGCUUUGCUGCUCAUGCCACUUUGCUUGUGGAUCUAUAGUCGACCCUGGAUUAACACCCCAUUGGUGGAGUUACUGCCACUAGGUGCUGUGAGCCUGACUCUCUGUAGUACUCUUCUGCCCAUUUGUCUGGGAGUCUAUAUACGAUACCGCUACAAUAGGAUUGCAGAUAUCCUGCUCAAGGUUUCCCUUUGGUCUCUGCUGGUAACUUUGGUCCUCCUCUUUAUCCUCACUGGAGCAAUGCUUGGUCCAGAGCUGCUAGCUACUAUCCCAGCCUCCGUCUACGUUGUAGCUCUCAUCAUGCCUCUUAUUGGCUAUGGGUUGGGAUACGGCCUAGCCACAUUAUUCAACCUUCCACCAAACUCCAGGAGAACGGUGUCUCUGGAAACAGGAUGUCAGAAUGUCCAGCUCUGCACUGCCCUCCUCAAACUAGCCUUCCCUGCCCAUCUCAUUGGCAGCAUGUACAUGUUCCCCCUCCUGUAUGCACUAUUCCAGGCAGCCGAAGCUGGGAUUUAUGUCUUAGUCUACAAACUAUACAGGAAGGAAGUUCUUCAUAAACCAGAACCUCUGGAUGAAGAGGAGGACACAGAUAUUUCCUACAAAAAGCUGAAAGAAGAGGAAGUUAAUGACAUAUCUUACGGGGCUGUAACUAUGUCAGACCCUAGUUCCUUACCAGUGGAGGCAGCUCAGGAAAUGCACUAAUUGUUGAGAAGGGGUUGACUGUCCGUGGCUGAACGGAUUGUAGGAGAUGCAGUUUAUCUACAGCUGGACAGACACCUUUCUCACUUGUAUUUGGUACAUGUAUAGACUACGAAGUAUUUUCAAACUGAUGGAAAAUUUUACGAAUAUGUCUGUUUGCUGGAAUGUGACAAGGAGUCACAGUUGAAUGAUUCCCAAGCAUUAAUGUAUUUACUUUAUCCUGUAAGUACAUUAUUGUUGAAAUGUUAUAUUUGUGUUGACCUGCCUCCAUUUGCAGUACUCAGUCUGAAUAUUGUUUUCCUUAUUCCUGUGUAGAACCCUUACCGUGAAUCCCCUGGUGCUCUACGAGUACUGUAAAUGCUGUGAAUAAGGAGUAUGGUAUGGCAAGAUGCUUAGACAUGGGAGCAUUUAGUUAAGGUGUGUGGGUUGUGGAAUAAUCCCUAUUUUACCCCCUUCCCACAAAAUAUACACAGGGAACUGCUAAAGGUUUUACAUAAGGUACAUAUAUGGAUAUAUUUACUAAACACUAUACUGUAGUGAAUGGAAAAUUAAAUUCCAAACUUCAGGAUAAAAUAAAUAGCCACACUGUGACUAUAGUUGGAGAAUUUCUUAAAAUCAGCUAGUUUGCUAUAAAUUGUGUGACUCAUUACAAAUUGGGAGUUUAUUGAACACAUCCCAUUGUAUACUGGGUUUUAUGCUCUUUGAAUGUUUUGCCACAUGUGAUAAAACAUAAAACGGCUUCUGUGAAUAAGCCCUACACAUGAAUAUUCUUGUGUAAAUAUAUUGGAAAUAUUUAUUGGCAUGCAUGUUUCUUCUCAUAAGCAUGUCAGUGGAUCAUGUGUCAGGGAUGUUAAUAUAACCAAGUUUUUAAAACGCACACUCCAGGUGCCAUAAUAGCUGCAUCACAAUUUAGUUGUUAGGGUGCCAGGAGUUCCCAGCAGUCUCUCACCAUAAGGGUUAAACUUUUUAAUAGUAAAAAUCCACAGGGUACCCAUGGAUUUUCUACUAUUGCUACUUAUUUUGGGGCAGCGAACUUCCACCACAGUGUACCAGGGUUGGCAUUGGGCCUCAACUUCUCUCUCCCAGAGUGCCACACUGGUUUAAAAUUCGGGGUAACCUCACAAAUUGCAAAGACCAUGCACAUUUGCUCUGCAGCGGCUUCCUCUGUUGAUUCCCCUUAAGGUAAGAAAGCACAAGGAACAUGCUGACACCAUAACCACUUCACUGUAUUCUGGUACCUUGAGUGGCUCUUUAAAGAGUUACCAUUCCAUCAUUUACAACUGUGAUUUUCAAGAUGUGGAGGACCGAGCUGUUUUUUUUUUUUUGUUUUUUUUUAUCAGUCCUCAAAAUAUACAAUCGUCUUUUUGGUGCCUGGAAAAAUAAAUCUCUCUCCUGACGGAUUGAGAGGCACAGGAAAUCUGUACAAUAAAGUGUGUCACUAAAACCAGAGUCAAGCUAACAUUUAUUGCAUUGGUGGGCCUCUGAACCACUGUUUGACACAACUCCUCUGGUAUCCAAUAAAUUGUCAAAAGUGACUGUAAAUGUGUUUGU